GUUUCUUUGGUCUUUCUUGUUGUGUCAUAAUUUCCCACACCGACAAACAACAACUACAACAUCCAAAAUAACUAAAAUGACAGGACCAACCACCAACAGCAAGAAGAAACGUGGUGCCGACAGUGAGCGCAUGAUGUUUAUUUCCAAGAAACCAGGAAAUCAGACUUGUGCGGAUUGUCCGUCCAAGUAUCCCACCUGGGGUUCCUUUCUGAUGACGGCGGCAGAAGACAACGAUAAGGGAACCUUGGCCGUGCUAUGCUGCCAGCAGUGUGCCCAGCUGCAUCAUCAAGAACUGGGUAGCAAGAGAUGCAAGAUCAUAUAUGCCAAAGUGAGGCAUGAAUGGUCAACCGAGAACAUUGCGGUUCUAGAUAGGAGUGGAAACAGCAUGGUCAACGGUAUCUAUGAAGCUACCCUGACCAGCAAAGAUUUCGACAAGGCCAUGGUGUUGCCCGACGAGAAUGAAGAAUCCAAGAGACGGGCCAAAUUCAUCAAGAACAAGUACAAAAAGCUCAAGUACUGCUGUCAAACCAAAAACAGCAAUAGAGAUGAAACUGAUUCAACGAACAAAGCCGUCGAGGACAAACCCAAAAUGAAAGCACCAGGACUCCCUAAAAACAGCAGCCGAUCUACUAGUCCAGCCGCCGCGGCGGCAGCAGCGGCAUCCGCUGCAGCAACAUACAACAAGCAAUCCCGAGCUACCAGUUGUCCCAGGCCCAGACGCGACCGUCGUAACACUACCACCAGCCCAUCGUCGUCGCCAAGCAGAAAGGUCAAGAUUGUGGAAGAACAAGACAAUAAAGCAGAAAACAACAAUCAUGAUAGUCCCAAGAGUCGUCGCGACCGUCGUGGUACUAGCCCCACCGCCAAUGGCAAGCAGCAACAAUUUCCGGACUUGCCCCAUCGAAAAAAGGAAGACCGAGUGCGCAAUCGUCGAUCCACAACUGCCGCCCGACGAAAACAAGGUCGUCAAGCAGCAUCCUUGUCACCCAAGCGGUCUAGUAACGUGGAGCGGCAAAGUAGAGCCGACAAUAUGAAAGAAGAACGAUUGCCGAUCAACGAGGGCAUUGUCGAUCCCCGAAAAAUGGUAGCACUGUUGGGUCUUCAAAAGCAAGUCAAGGGUGGUUUGGCUCCCAUUAUGGUGGCACGGGACGUGACUGUUCCAUCAUCCAACGAUGACAACAACAACAAGGAUCAUUGGAUGUCCAACCACCUAAAAGAUGGCGUCGGAAGGACACGAGCUUCUUUGGUUUUGUUGGGCGACAAACGUCGCGUAUCACCAGUUUCCUCCAAAAUGGAUAAGCUUGUGACACGGCAGCAAAUGGUGGCCAUCGAUUUGGAAAAGAUGGUCAUUGACUUGUCGUCUUCGUCCUAGCUCUACUAGCUAGCUUGCACUGUGGACAAACAGUGGGAGGAGGGAGGCUGUGGAUGCCAAGACGGAAGACAAACUAGCUAGCUAAUGGCAACAGGAAGUAAAUAAUAAAGUACAGUAGUCUUGCGGACC
Seminavis robusta is the source of this 1501-nucleotide messenger RNA. NCBI's taxonomy places the organism in Eukaryota, Bacillariophyta, Bacillariophyceae, Naviculales, Naviculaceae. The record is from the annotation of a GenBank genome assembly.